Ochotona princeps (American pika) is the source of this 1360-nucleotide messenger RNA. RefSeq names its product transmembrane protein 106A (gene TMEM106A). Bases 470 to 1255 code for a protein of 261 amino acids. The record is from RefSeq and is a predicted model, not a curated record. The transcript has 8 exons. NCBI's taxonomy places the organism in Eukaryota, Metazoa, Chordata, Mammalia, Lagomorpha, Ochotonidae.
UCCCCAACCCUUUUUGCCUUCAUUUCCGGAGACGUUCCAGCUUCCUUGCCCGACGCACAAGUGUGUGCGGGAUUCAGGCUUGCCUAACGGUCCACAGGGUGUCUGGCGGGACUAGAAUGUCAAUGUCUCCCCGACCUUUUCCCUGUCAUCCACCCUGUCGGACCCAUGGCUGAGCUCCCGAGCAAGGCGGAAGCAGCUCGGCCAUCUGGGGAGACCCUAGCGCCCGGCUUUGCUCCAGUGUGGACGGACAUUCGCCCUCCUGCCCCAAACCUCCAGAUCCUCACCUGGAAGAAACCCGGAUCGCGCUCCUGCAGCAGGCGGAUUGAGCUGAAACGCACUGAGUCCCACUAAGACUUGAUUGCUUAACUGGUUGAACUCCUUGCCAAUCUUGAGAACCUAAAGCCAAGGUUACUCCUGGAGUCAGUGCUAACUUUGGUCUUUCUCAUUGGCGGAAAGUUUCCUCUGAGUCAUGGGCGAGGUGUUCUCCCAGCCAGGCUUUCAACAGGAGGAUGAGAAGAAGUUGCUCCUGCACCCUGACACAGCCGUGGGUGUCAAGGCUGCCAGCUACUCCAGCACUGCCAGCAGCAAGUCAUCUUGUCCUUGUGUGCCUCAUGAAGGGGCUGCUGCUGUGGGCUUUGUGACUUGUCCCACCUGCCAAGGGCAUGGGGAGAUUCCCCAAGAGCUGGAGAAGCAGCUGGUGGCCCUCAUCCCUUACGGGGACCAGCGGCUAAAGCCCAGGCACACGAAGCUCUCCGUGUUCCUGGCGGUGCUCAUCUGCCUGCUAAUUACCUCCUGCAUCAUCUUCUUCCUCUUCCCUCGAUCCAUCUCUGUGCAGCCUGCAGGCCUCAACUCCUCCACGGUGGCUGUGGACAAGGCAGACAUCCACCUCAACAUCACGAAUAUUUUAAACAUCUCCAAUAGCAACUACUACCCCAUCACUGUGACCCAGCUGACCACAGAGGUUCUGCACCUGUCUCUUGUGGUAGGUCAGGUAUCCAACAGCCUCCUCCUGCACAUCGGCCCUUUGGCCAGUGAACAGAUGUUUUACGCAGUAGCCAGCAGGAUCUGGGAUGAAAACACUUACAAAAUCUGUACCUGGCUGAAAAUCAAAGUACACCACGUGCUGUUGCAUGUCCAGGGCACCCUGACCUAUUCUUACCUGCGCCAUUCCGAGCAGCUGGUCUUCCAGAGCUAUGAGUACGUGGACUGCCGGGGAAACAGCACGGCAUCCCACCCAGAUCCCCACCCUCUGUGAGCUGUCUGUGAUCUCUGUCUGCUCCAGACCCUUCCCUACAGGCCUGGUCAAUGUCUCCCAGAACUCCAUGCUGCCCACAGUAGGAGAGUGGAGACUGCCAGGCAG